AGUUUGGUAGCAGUAUCACUAAUGUUGCCCCAAGAGCAACCUCGUCUCAUCAACAUCAAAUUGUCGCCUGCUGAGCUGGCCGCUGCUGACUCUAGCUGGUCUGGAUUGACAAGUCUCUACCGAGGACAACUUGAGCUGCACCUCGAGGAGAGUUCCGUGGCGUCACGAGCACCAUGUGAAGAUCUGCUUGAGUGCCUAAACGGUUCCAGGUGUCUGCUUACCGAGUUGGUGGGCAGUAUCAGCAGUGCUGCUAGCGUCUCCGCUGUGGCUUCAGUGUCCACGGCGGCCACUACUGAACUUUCCAUCUCACUCUCUGCCCCCCUCAACUUGAACGCUCUACAGGGCAAAUAUAAGAGUUUGGUAGCAAAAAUCCGUCCACUGGAAGAUUCUUGGGCUUCCGUGCUCCUGUCAACUCGGUCCUCGCCGUGUCCAGAGAAACAAGACGAUGGGUUCGAGACACGUGAGCCCGAUGCUGCUGAGGGGCGUCUGCCUGCCUAUCCUCCGCCGCAACUCUGGGUACUUGACGCCAAGCCCGGCAGCCGCGAAAACGACCUGCCUGACUUUUUCUGGACUGCGAGUGCCGUGCAGCAAGUCAUCGCUCAGCUACAGUCCCGGGACACCGGGGACUUCGAGGCCCAGUGGCCGGAGCUGAGGAGGGCAAUGGAAGAAGCGGGCGCCUCUGCGCGGCACUGGUGGGAGGUGCUGCUGAGCCGUCCUCACGAGCCCGCGCUCGCUGAGUUCGCUGCUCGAAUAACUCGGAAGGAAGACGAGCAGUUCGUUAUCCAGAGCAGGCGGGACCUGGAAGCGGUUGCACUGAUGCUGCCUUACGCGCAAGACACGCUCGUCAAGGUGAAGGCUUCGUUAGAAGCUUUGAGAAGCCCAGCUUGGAAACAGGUUUUAAAGCAUCAUACUGGAAGAAUCCAUCUGAAAAUUCUGGACAAGAGACCUGAUUUUACACCAUGUGAUGACGUACUGCAGCCUCUAAUCUGCAGCAGUUCCAAGAUCAAAAGUUUCCAGGGGCACAUCAGGACGGAGGCAGGCAUCGCGGCGCUAGCUUCAGCGGCCGCGGCGUCAGCGUCCAUACACAUCAGGGUCGAGGCGCCGCUCAACCUCAGCGCACUGCACGGGAAAUACGCUGAACUGCGCGUUUGCACGCCCGUACUUCACACGGCUGUUGCAGCAGCGCCUCUACCUGCGCUGCCUCUUCCUGUGCUGCAGGUUCUCAGCCCCGGUGCUGGCACCUGGGAGGACGUGGCCAAGACGGUGCUGGUUUACUCACCAAGAUGCAAGAAGUUUUUGGGAAUUGAACUGCUCCAGUCUGCGCUAAGCGAGGAGGAGGAGCGACUGUUGCUGAUGCUGCUACACGAGAGGAACAUCAGGACGAACGAUGCAGGCGCCACUCGCACCGAGCCCCACGGGGCACACAAAAGACGACUCCGCCUCUGCGAAGAUCCUCCCGCAACCUUCUCACCAUGACUUACACCCAAUGAACGGGAGUGUGCGAAGUAGUUGGGGCUCAAGGAUGCCUGCCAUGCUGGGACAGUUCUCGGUUAUUAAUGAAAGAAAAUGUUGACCACACGGCCAUGUAGUCACAAUUAUUGUUCGUUCGUCUUUUGCUUAGAAUGGAAGAGGUCAAGGUACGUGAGUGAACUUUGUGAGGCGCGAGGUAACAAGUAACAAAUAUUCUGAUCUUGAAUACAACGAAUUGCGUUAUUACAUUAUUAUUUGGAGUUUUUCAACUGUUACCUAAAAUCAGAAAAUUUCCUACACGAAAUAACAUUUUAAAAGAUGUGAGGAUAUACAAGCAUUCAGAGAACGGUGUUACUAUUUAUGUUGUCCUUGCAUUGGGCUAACCUUCAAGUGUAACUGGUUCUUUGUGUGAGCCUAGAUUGUUUUUAGCGCUCAUUUGAAUUUGAAUGAAGGAAAAGAAGAAUUGGAUGAGGUGACCAGAUAUGAGACAAAUUAACUAACAAGAGGGGACGAAAAAUUGCGCUCGGCCAAAAACUUUGCUGCCGGAAAUUGAGCAAGGUGAUUCUCGUGCUUAAUUUUUUUGUGUAUCUCGAAUCUGGUAAUUAGUUUGCUUCGUCCCUAGGUUUAGUGUGACGAUAUAAAAGAGAAACUUUUAAUCAUCAUUAGCUGGAAGUUUUCAAUUGUAGAAUUGAAUUUGUAAUGCUGGUUUCGCACAUUCAACUGACAUGGUGAUAUUAAGAAUUUAAUUUAAGAUAUUUAUUAUAUUUUUUUACAUAUAAAAAUAUAUUAAUUGAUAUUUAAAACGCCAGUGAAUGUUCUAAAAUACAUACGCUGGUUAAUUAAGUGUGAACUCUCUUAAUGAGAAUUUUUCGUUGACGUUCCCAGAUCAUGCGAUGCUGUCGUCUUGGCCGUGAGGAUUUUUUUUCCUUUUUCGUUUCUAUCAGCUCCAUAGCAGUUGAGUCUAAACAAAGUUCUAAUAUCCUCAUCGUAGAAGAGUUGUACCAAAGUCUUGCUUUUGUAAAAUACAUCAAAUGUUUUUGAUGUAUUUCGAGCAGUGUGUUUUGUAUAUAACGUUCAUUUUAUGCUUCUUUUGAAUGUACCGAUAAUUUUAGAAUA
Hyalella azteca is the source of this 2586-nucleotide messenger RNA. RefSeq lists its product as uncharacterized. The transcript is spliced from 10 exons. Lineage: Eukaryota; Metazoa; Arthropoda; Malacostraca; Amphipoda; Hyalellidae. The record is from RefSeq and is a predicted model, not a curated record. The coding region runs from base 22 to 1476 and encodes 484 amino acids.